UGGCCGGCGUUUCCACACACCAGCUUCGGAUCGGGGCAUCAUUUUUAUCAUAUGGAUAAAACACAAGAGUGCCGCGUCGACACAGUGAACGCAUUGGAGAUUACCCUCUACCUUUUGACUGGAAAAUCCCGCUGUCUACGCAAGUUAUUGGGCUGCCUUUGCCCUGACGAAGCCGCUCAAGAUGAACAUGGUGAAGAGGAUCAUGGGGCGGCCGCGGCAGGAGGAAUGCAGCCCCCAGGACAACGCGCUGGGCCUCAUGCACCUGAGACGCCUCUUCUCCGAGCUCUGCCACCCGCCUCGCCACAUGACCCAGAAGGAGCAGGAGGAGAAGCUCUAUAUGAUGCUGCCCGUCUUUAACAGGGUGUUCGGGAACGCUCCGCCCAGCAGCAUGACGGAGAAGUUCUCCGACCUGCUGCAGUUCACCACCCAGGUGUCACGGCUCAUGGUGACGGAGAUCAGACGAAGAGCCUCCAAUAAAUCCACAGAGGCAGCCAGUCGAGCCAUAGUGCAGUUCCUGGAGGUGAACCAGAGUGAGGAGGCGAGUCGCGGCUGGAUGCUGCUCACCACCAUCAACUUACUGGCCUCUUCUGGACAGAAAACGGUGGACUGCAUGACGACCAUGUCGGUGCCCUCCACACUGGUCAAAUGCCUCUACCUGUUCUUUGACCUGCCACACAUGGCCGAGGCACCAGCGGGGCCCACCCCACCACCACCACCGCCACCCACCCAGGAGAAAACCCCAGGCCAGGGCCACACUCAGCCAGAGCUGCCUCUGGCUGACCGCAGAGCGCUGCUGCAGAAGGUUUUUGUCCAGAUCUUGGUGAAGCUGUGCAGUUUUGUCUCUCCUGCUGAGGAGCUCGCCCAGAAGGACGACCUGCAGCUGCUGUUCAGUGCCAUCACCUCCUGGUGCCCCCCUCACAACCUUCCCUGGAGGAGGAGCGCUGGGGAGGUGCUCACCACCAUCUCCCGCCACGGCCUCAGCGUCAACGUGGUCAAAUACAUACACGAGAAGGAAUGCCUAGCCACGUGUGUCCAGAACAUGCAACAAUCUGACGAUCUGUCGCCGCUGGAGAUCGUGGAGAUGUUCGCCGGCCUCUCUUGCUUCCUCAAGGACUCCAGCGACGUGUCACAGACCCUGCUGGACGAUUUCCGCAUGUGCCAGGGCUACACCUUCCUGUGCGACCUCAUGCUCAGACUAGAACAAGCGAAGGAAGAGGAAUCCAAAGACGCCCUGAAGGACCUGGUCAACCUGGUCACCUGUCUGACAACCUAUGGCGUCACGGACCUCAAACCUGCCGGCCUGACCACCGGAGCACCGUUCCUGCUGCCUGGCUUCGUCCUCCCACAGCCCUCUGGGAAAGGUCACACGGUGCGUAAUAUCCAGGCCUUCUCGGUGCUCCAGAACGCCUUCCUACGGGCCAAAACAAGCCGACUGGCCUGUAUGCUGCUGGACGCUGUCGGCAACGUGUACGCCGCUGAGCCGGCCAACUACUUCAUUUUGGAGUCACAACACACGCUGUCGCAGUUCGCCGAGCGCGUGGCCAAGCUCCCCGAGGCGCAGGCCAAAUAUUUUGAGCUCCUGGAGUUUGUCGUCUUCAGUCUCAACUACGUGCCGUGCAAGGAGCUGUUCAGCGUCAGCAUGCUGCUCAAGUCGAGCACGUCGCACGCCUGCAGCAUCACGGCCGUGCGAACGCUGCUGAAGCUGGCUCGGCACGACCCGGUGUUCAGCGACGUGCUGCGGGAGGUCGGCCUGCUGGAGGUGCUGGUCAACCUGCUGCACAAGUACGCUGCCUUGCUCAAGGACCCGGCCACACAGCAGCAACCACAUAACAACGACCAAGCUGACUGUAAGAACAACACAGUGGCCGAGGAGCAGAAGCAGUUGGCCUGGCUGGUGAUGGAGACACUCACUGUGCUCCUACAGGGCUCAAACACCACCAACACCAAUGCAGGCCUGUUCAGGGAGUUUGGCGGCGCCCGCUGCGUCCACAACAUCGUGAAGUACCGUCAGUGUCGGGAACACGCCCUGCUGAUCAUCCAGCAGCUCGUCCUGUCGCCCAGCGGGGACGACGACAUGGGCACCCUGCUGGGCCUCAUGCACUCUGCCCCCUCCACCGAACUGCAGCUCAAGACCGACAUACUGCGGGCCUUGUUAGCGGUGUUGCGGGAGAGCCACCGCACCCGGACCGUCUUCCGCAAGGUGGGCGGCUUCGUGUACGUCACCUCACUGCUGGUGGCCAUGGAGCGUUCGCUGUGCCAGCCGCCAAGGCACGGCUGGGAACGAGCCAACCAGAACCAGGUGUUCGAGCUCCUGCACACCGUCUUCUGCACGCUCACCGCCGCCAUGCGCUACGAGCCUGCCAACUCGCACUUCUUCCGCACAGAGAUCCAGUAUGAGAAGCUGGCUGAUGCUGUAAGGCUCCUGGGCUGUUUCUCAGAGAUCAAGAAGCUGGGUCCCACCAGCGUGUUCCCCUCCAACGCCCAGCCCUUCCAGAGACUACUGGAGGACGAGGCUGCGCCUGGGGGCUGUGCCGGAGACAGUGUUUGUCCCACCCUCAAACACUGCAGCAAGCUCUUCAUCUACCUGUACAAGAUGGCCACCGACUCUUUUGAUAGACAUGGUUACUACGGUACGUCAGGCCCCCCCGCCCCAGUUAAGGCCCUGACAGACCUGAAGCUCCACCUCGCCAACUCCUCCCACCCUGCAUCGUCCUCCUCCUCCUCUGACAUGGUGGUCAUCCACCCAGGGGCCGUCCUGGCCAUGUUGGACCUGCUGCCCUCCGUCUCCUCCGACAGUCAGCCAGAGCAUGCUCUGGAUCUGCAGCUGGCGGUGGCCAACAUCCUCCAGCUGCUGGUUCACAGUGAGAGGAACCAGCAGAUUUUGUGCGAGGCCUGCCUCCACCAGCGGCUGCUGCAGCGCUGCAGCCAGGCUCUGGGCGAUGAGGACCACCCGCUACACCCCCCACUGCAGAGGAUGUUCGAGAGGCUGGCCUCACAGGCCCUGCAGCCUAUGGCACUCAGGGAGUUCUUGCGUCUCGGAAACCCUCUGAACUGUGGCGCCUGGGACAAGAAGCUGCUGAAGCAGUACCGGGUCCACAAGCCCAGCUCUCUCAGCUACGAUGCCGAGAUGAGAAACAGCAUGACCAUGUCCAUGGAGGGCUUUGGUCCCGACAGCGUCUUCACCACGCCGGGGGAGGACAACAGCCAGUACCGCAUCAGCCGCAGCCUGGUGCGCUCAGCCGAGGGCAGCACCGUGCCCCUCACCCGAGUCAAGUGCCUGGUGUCCAUGACAACGCCCCACGACAUCCGCCUGCACGGGUCGGCCGUCACGCCUGCCUUCGUGGAGUUUGACACCUCGCUGGAGGGCUUUGGGUGCCUGUUCCUGCCCAGCCUGGCGCCCCACAACGCACCCACCAACAACACCAACGCCUCAGGGGUCAGCGAUGGAGCAGUGCUCAGCGGGAUGGGCACAGGGGAGCGCCUGUUUCCUCCACCUUCAGGCCUGAGCUACUCCACCUGGUUCUGCGUGGAGCGCUUCAGCACGCCCCCUCAGGCCCACCCGGUGCGGCUGCUGACGGUGGUUCGCCGCGCCACUUCCUCUGAACAGCACUACGUCUGCCUGGCCGUGGUGCUGUCGGCCAAAGACCGCUCGCUCACCGUCUCCACCAAGGAGGAGCUGCUGCAGACCUACUCAGCGGACGAGUCGAGCGAGGAGGCUUCCUUCUAUGAGAUCCUGCCCUGCUGUGCUCGUUUCCGCUGUGGGGAGCUGAUCGCCGAGGGCCAGUGGCACCACCUGGUGCUGGUCAUGAGCAAAGGCAUGCUGAAGAACAGCAUGGCCACGCUGUACAUCGACGGCCAGCUCAUCAGCACCGUCAAGCUGCACUACAUCCACAGCGCACCAGGCGGCUCGGGGUCGGCCAACCCCCCUGUGGUGAGCACGGUGUACGGCUACGUGGGGACGCCGCCGGCCCAGCGUCAGAUCUCCAGCCUGGUGUGGCGACUGGGGCCCAGUCACUUCCUGGAGGAGGUCCUGCCCGCCACCAGUGUCGCCGCCAUCUAUGAGCUGGGGCCAAACAACGUGGGCAGCUUCCAGGCCGCCUACCUGCCGUGUAAAGACUCUAAGACGGAGGUGGUACCUCCCUCCCCAGUGGCUUUGGUACCAGAGGAGAAGGUGUCUUUCAGCCUCUAUGCUCUCUCGGUUUCUGCCCUCACUGUGGCCAAGAUCAGGAAGGUCUACAACAAACUGGACAGCAAGGCCAUUGCCAAACAGCUUGCUGUAUCUUCUCAUGAAAACGCCACCCCGGUCAAGCUGAUCCAUAACGCCGCCGGCCACCUCAACGGGCCGGCUCGCACAAUCGGAGCCGCUGUCAUCGGGUAUUUAGGUGUUCGUGCCUUUGUGCCCAAACCUGUGGCCACCAACUUGCAGUAUGUGGGUGGGGCGGCGGCCAUCUUGGGCCUGGUUGCCAUGGCAUCAGAUGUGGAGGGGCUGUAUGCAGCAGUCAAGGCCCUGGUGUGUGUGGUCAAGAGCAACCCGCUGGCCAGCAAGGAGAUGGAGCGCAUCAAAGGCUACCAGCUGCUGGCUAUGCUGCUGAAGAAGAAGCGCUCACUGCUGAACAGCCACAUCCUUCACCUCACCUUCUCCCUGGUGGGGACGGUGGACAGCGGCCACGAGACGUCCAUCAUCCCCAACUCCACCGCCUUCCAGGACCUGCUCUGCGACUUCGAGGUUUGGCUCCAUGCCCCGUAUGAGCUCCAUCUGUCUCUCUUUGAGCAUUUCAUCGAGCUGCUCACAGAGUCCAGCGAGGCCGCUAAGAAUGCCAAGCUGCUGAGGGAGUUCCAGCUGAUCCCCCGACUGCUGCUGACCCUGAGGGACACCUCGCUGUCCCAGCCCACGGUCGCCGCCAUCAGCAACGUGCUCAGCCUGCUGCUGCAGGGCUUCCCCAACCCAUACGACCUGCUGCGGUUCGGCCAGUUCAUCUCCUCCACUCUGCCCACAUUUGCGGUGUGCGAGAAGUUUGUAGUCAUGGAAAUCAACAACGAGGAGAAGAUUGAUGGAGGUAACGACGAUGAUUUUGGAGGCCUCCUCUCAGCCAACCUCAUUCUGCUGAGGAACCGACUGCUCGACAUCCUGCUCAAACUGCUCUUCACCACCAAAGAGAAGUGCACUGUCAAUGCCCAGGCUUGUGAGGAGCUGGUGCGGACGCUGGGCUUCGACUGGCUGCUGAUGUUCAUGGAGGAGCAUCUGCACUCCAGCACGGUGACGGCAGCCCUGUGGAUCCUGGUGGUGCUGCUGUCCAACCAGUCCAUACUCAACCGCUUCAAAGAGGGCCUGUGUGGGGGAGGCUGGCUGGACCACACUGACUCGGUGCUCACUAAUAAGAUAGGCACAGUGCUGGCAGACACCCCUCCUCUCUCUGGCAACAUUUUGCGUCGGAGUUGGCCCUCGUUCAGUAAACAGAAAGCUGCCCAGUUUGUGCGCCGCACAGCCAUGGGGUUCAACGUGGGCCGCAGUGCUGGCGGGCGCUCCACGGUCCGGGAGAUCAACCGGGACGCUUGCCACUUUCCGGGUUUCCCUGUGCUGCAGACACUGCUGCCCAAACACACCAACGUCCCAGAGCUCUACUUCCUGCUCAUGGCCCUGUUUCUGCAGCAGCCCGUCACCGAGCUGCCAGACAGCCUGCAGUUUGACUUGGACUCGAUCUGGACAUUCAUCUUCGGCAUGCCGGCCUCCAGCGGGACAGUGGUGGGCUCCAUCCACAGUGUGUGCACCGAGGCCGCGUUCCUCCUGCUGGCCAUGCUGCGCAGCAUGCACAACCUGCCGUGGCAGUCAGAAGAGGAGGGUUCAUGGCUCAGGGAGUACCCAGUCACCCUGAUGCAGUUCUUCAGGUACCUUUACCACAACGUGCCCGACCUGGCGCCCAUGUGGCACAGCCCUGAGUUCCUGUGUGCCCUGGCAGCCACCGUCUUCCCCUUCAACAUCCGGCCUUACUCUGAGAUGGUCACAGAUUUGGACGACGAGGCGGGUUCUCCCACAGAGGAGUUCAAAGCCUUCGCCGGGGACUCGGGUAUGAACCGCAGCCAGUCUGAGUACUGCAACGUGGGCUCCAAGACGUUCCUGACCAACCACCCCGCCAAGAAGUAUGUCUUUGACUUCAUGAGAGUCCUGAUCAUGGACAACCUGUGCAUGACUCCAGCCAGCAAGCAGACGCCCAUCAUCGACCUGCUACUGGAGGCCUCUCCGGAGCGCUCCACCAGAACGCAGCAGAAGGAGUUUCAGUCCUACAUCCUGGAUGGUGUCAUGGAGCAUCUGCUGGCUGCUGAUGUCCUUCUAGGUGAAGAUGCAUCUCUGCCCAUCAGUAGUGGAGGCAGCUACCAAACCCUGGUCAACAACGUCUUCUACUUCACGCAGCGUGUGGUGGACAAGCUGUGGCAGGGCAUGUUCAACAAGGAGUCCAAGCUGGUGGUGGACUUCAUCGUGCAGCUCAUAGGACAGUCUAAGAGGCGUUCCCAGGGUCUUUCCCUCGACACCAUCUACCACUGUUUGAACCGGACGGUGCUCUACCAGCUCUGUCGGCCCCACAAGACGGUAGCACAGCAGGUGGCCCUGCUGGACGCCCUGCGGGUCCUGACUGUCAACCGCAACCUGGUGCUCGGGCCGGGCAACCACGACCAGGAUUUUGUGGCCUGCCUGGCUCACUGCUUCAUCUGCCUGCACAGCGGAAGUAGCGUGGAGGGCUUCGGUCUGGAGGCGGAGGCCCGGAUGACAACCUGGCAUGUCAUGAUGCCCGCAGAGAAUGAUGCCGACGCCACACACAGUCAUGACGUCAGUGAAGGGCGUCAGCUGCUGCUGAAGGCGGUGAACCGAGUGUGGACGGAGCUGAUCCACAGCAAGCGGCAGAUGCUGGAGGACAUCUUCAAGGUGUCUCUGCCCGCCAAUGACAGAGGCCAUGUGGACAUCGCCACCGCCCGGCCCGCCCUGGAAGAAGCAGCCCUGAAAAGCUGGCAGAACCACUUGGUCCAUGAGAAGAAGUGCAUCAGUCGUGGUGAAGCAGUGGCACCGGCCACCCAGUCCAAACUGUCCCGGGUCAGCAGUGGCUUUGGCCUCUCCAAGCUGACAGGCGUCCGCCGCAACAAGAAAGAGAACAGCCUCAACAAGAACAACUUGUCUGCACAGGAGACUUUCCAGUGGAUGUUCACGCACAUCGCUGUUGUACGAGACCUGGUGGCCAUGCAGUACAAAGAGUAUCAAGAGCGGCAGCAGAACGCCCUGAAGUACGUGACGGAGGAGUGGGCGUCCAUCGAGUACGAGCUGCUGCGUGAGCGUGGCCUGUGGGGCCCGCCGAUCGGCUCCCACCUGGACAAGUUUGUGCUGGAGAUGACGGAGGGGCCCUGCCGCAUGAGGAAGAAGAUGGUCCGCAACGACAUGUUCUACAUCCACUACCCCUACGUCCCUGAGGUGGAGGCCAACACCAACUCAGCACAGAAGCCUCUGCGAUAUCGGCGAGCCAUCAGCUAUGACAGUAAGGAAUACUACAUGCGUCUGCUGUCUGGAAACCCGGGCAUGUACCAGCACUCUGUGGAGCACAGCACAGAGGGGGAGACCACCCAGCAUGAGCCUGAGCACGGAGAGGACACCAUCGCCAGGGUGAAAGGCCUGGUGAAGGCUCCCCUGAAGAGGUCUCGCUCCACAGCGGACGGGGCAGACGAGGACAGUCAGGAGCAGCUUCAGGAUCAGCUGCUGGAGUCAGGAGGCCCGGAGGAGGAGCAGAGGACCGACAACACGUCGCUGCUGCGCCUCCUGGAGGAGGGAGAAAAGAUCCAGCACAUGUACCGCUGUGCCCGGGUGCAGGGCCUGGACACCAGCGAGGGCCUGCUGCUGUUUGGGAAGGAGCACUUCUACGUCAUCGACGGUUACACCAUGACCGUCUCCCGGGAGAUCAGGGACAUCGACACGCUGCCCGCCAAUUUGCACGAGGCCAUCAUUCCCAGAGGGGCGAGACAAGGCCAGAGCCAGCUGAAGAGAACCUGCAGCAUCUUCGCCUAUGAAGACAUCAAGGAGGUGCACAAGAGACGCUACCUCCUGCAGCCCAUGGCAGUGGAGGUCUUCUCAGCAGACGGGAGGAACUACCUGUUAGCUUUCCAGAAGGGAGUCCGCAACAAAGUCUACCAAAGGUUCUUGGCGGUGGUCCCCUCACUGGCAGACAGCUCGGAGUCGGUCUCAGGCCAGAGGCCCAACACCAGCGUUGAACAAGGGUCUGGGCUCCUCAGCACGCUGGUCGGGGAGAAGUCGGUCACUCAGAGGUGGGAGCGAGGAGAAAUCAGUAACUUCCAGUACCUGAUGCACCUGAACACUCUGGCAGGACGCUCCUACAACGACCUGAUGCAGUACCCCGUCUUCCCCUGGAUCCUGGCCGACUACGACUCCGAGGAGCUGGACCUGAACAACCCCAAGACAUUCCGUAACCUGGCCAAGCCGAUGGGCGCCCAGACCGACGACAGGCUCACCCAGUACAAGAAGAGGUACAAGGACUGGGAGGACCCCAACGGUGAAACCCCAGCGUACCACUACGGCACCCACUACUCGUCAGCCAUGAUUGUAGCCUCCUACCUGGUCCGGAUGGAGCCCUUCACGCAGAUCUUCCUCAGGCUCCAGGGAGGUCAUUUUGACCUGGCCGACAGGAUGUUCCACAGCGUGCGUGAAGCCUGGCUCUCCGCCUCCAAACACAACAUGGCCGACGUCAAAGAGCUCAUCCCCGAGUUCUUCUACCUGCCCGAGUUCAUGCUCAACUCCAACAACUUCGACCUGGGUGCCAAGCAGAAUGGCACAAAGCUGGGCGAUGUGAUCCUGCCCCCCUGGGCCAAAGGAGACCCGCGGGAGUUCAUCAGAGUCCACAGACAGGCUCUGGAGUGCGACUACGUGUCGGCCCACCUUCACGAGUGGAUCGACCUGAUUUUCGGCUACAAGCAGCAGGGCCCGCCGGCCGUGGAGGCGGUCAACGUCUUCCACCACCUGUUCUACGAGGGUCAGGUGGACAUCUACAACAUCAACGACCCGCUCAAGGAGACGGCCACCAUCGGCUUCAUCAACAACUUCGGACAGAUUCCCAAACAGCUGUUCAAGAAGCCCCACCCUCCAAAGCGGGUACGCAGUAAAGCCAACGGCGACAUUGCCAACGUGCCUCCCAGCUCCAACAGCGACAAGAUCUUCUUCCAUCACCUGGACAAUCUGAGACCCUCGCUUGCACCCGUCAAAGAGCUGAAGGAGCCUGUGGGUCAGAUUGUGUGCACUGACAAGGGCAUCCUCGCCGUGGAGCAGAACAAAGUGCUGGUUCCCCCGUCCUGGAGCAAGACCUUCGCCUGGGGCUACGCCGACCUCAGCUGCCGCCUGGCCAACUACGAGUCCGAUAAGGCGGCGGUGGUGUACGAGUGUCUGUCUGAGUGGGGUCAGAUCCUUUGUGCCAUCUGCCCCAACCCCAAGCUGGUUAUCACCGGUGGCACCAGCACCGCCAUCUGUGUGUGGGAGACAGGCACCUCCAAGGAGAGGGCCAAGACCCUCACCCUCAAACAGGCGUUACUGGGCCACACGGACGCUGUAACGUGUCUGACAGCGUCCUCGGCUUACCACAUCAUCGUCAGCGGCUCGCGGGAUCGAACCUGCAUCAUCUGGGAUCUCAACAAGCUUUCCUUCGUCACGCAGCUCAGGGGACACCGGGCGCCCGUCUCCGCUCUGUGUAUAAACGAACUGACGGGAGACAUUGUGUCCAGUGCGGGCACCUACAUCCAUGUAUGGAGCAUCAACGGCAGCCCCAUCGCCAGCGCCAACACCUUCACAGGCCGCAGCCAGCAGAUCCUGUGCUGCUGCGUGUCGGAGAUGAACGAGUGGGACACGCAAAACGUCAUCGUCACCGGCCACUCGGACGGUGUCGUCAGGUUCUGGAGAAUGGAGUUCCUCCAAGUCCCAGAAACCCCUGCUCCAGAGCCAGUCGAGCCUGAUGUGCCUGACUGCUGUGGCGAGGAGAAGAUCGAGGGCGGCGAGAGCCACAACGGUGAAGAUGACAGCAGCGAGUCGGACGGAGACGAGCCCAGUCUCAGUCAGGAGCCCAAAGCCUCGUGCAACCCCUCCACAGGCGGAGGCAGCCAGCCAGGCAGCACCGUCCACCGACCCAAAGCUCCUGCAGGCCGAACGGGAGCCUCGUGGUCGGUUGACAGCGGCUCUGACGACUCGCGGCGCUGGUCCGACACCCUCAGCAUCGACGAGAAAGACGGCUUCGUGUUCGUCAACUACUCUGAAGGCCAGACCAAAAGUGGGGGCAACCACAGCGGCACUCACCCCCAUUCAGCCUACCCAGCCCAGGGCUCAGUGCCCCAGCCCCUGCAGCCCUCCACGAUGGAGGCACGGCCAUACAACCAGCUCAGGGCAGGUUACAGAUGGGAGCGCCAGCUGGUCUUCCGCAGCAAACUCACCAUGCACACGGCGUUUGACCGCAAGGACAACGCUCACCCGGCCGAGAUCACCUCCCUCGCCAUCUCCAAGGAUCACAGUAAGAUCCUGGUGGGCGACGGGCGCGGCCGGGUCUUCAGCUGGUCGGUCAGCGACCAGCCGGGUCGCUCGGCAGCCGACCACUGGGUGAAGGACGAGGUGGUGGACAGCUGCUCCGGCUGCACCGUGCGCUUCUCCCUCACCGAGCGACGCCACCACUGCAGGAACUGCGGGCAGCUCUUCUGCCAGAAGUGCAGUCGCUUCCAGUCGGAGAUCAAAAGGCUGAAGAUCUCAUCGCCCGUGCGAGUUUGUCAGAACUGUUACUACAACCUGCAGCACGAGCGAAGCGCCGAGGACGGCUGCAGAAACUGAGCUGCCCCGCCCUCCUCCCUCCAAGAAAAAAACAAAAAAAAAAACACCUCCUGAUCACUCCGCCUCGAGGAGCUGCAUCCUCAAAGCCCCAGAUGUCCCUCACCUCUCCUCUGAAAAAGCCCCGUUCUCCUUUUCCCCCCUCUCACGUCCGCCCCGUAACCUCACGCACCGUAACACACUGACACAGACUGUAACAGGAGGGAACGCCGGCCGCCCCGCCCCGCCCCGCCCCGACGGGACCUCAGUGGAGGAGGCAGGCGGAGCGAAGACACCAGGAACACAAGACGGAGAGGGACGUUGAAAAAAACAAAAAAAAACAAAACACAAACGCUCCAUCGCCGCUUCAACAGGCUGCACUCUGAACUCGGUCGACGCGGCACGCUCCAGUCAAUCACCCGCCGUUUUCACAUCCAGACGGAGAGAGAGAGAGAGAGAGGGGAAAAAAAAAAAAAAAAAAACGCCUCUUUGACAGCGAGAGACCCUAACAAACUUGUUGAUAUUGUACAUACUGACCAUGGCCUUUUUAACUAGAGGAGGAACAAACGCAGAGGAAAAAAAAAAAAAAGGUUAAUGAGGAGAAAAAAAAAAGACGCCUGUAACAUAGCGUUGUGACUAACCACUCCUGGCUUUAAAAAACAACAAAAAAAAAACAACAAAAACGAUUGUGUGUAGUCCACGUCACUAGUCCCAGAGAGUCCCCAGGAGUAAUAUGGGGGGUGGGGAGGGGAGGGGGGGGGGGGGUGUAUGAAUGUCAGUAAUAAAUGUCAGUAGGUUGACUUUACUAGUGGGUCUAGUUAUGCAAAAGAAAUAUUUUCUUUAUCAUUUUUUUUUCAUUUUUGUUCAUAAAUAUGUGAUUUAUUUUGUGUGUGUCGCCCACCAUCGCCAACAAGGAGAGACUGAAUAUCAGAUUUUUUUUUUUUUUUUUUUUUUGCCAAAUUGCUUUGAUAUAUCAUGUACCUAAUAUGUAAGAUGCUGUUGAAUUUUUUUUAUUUUAUUUUUUUUUUUUUUGUAAUAUUUUAACAACCACCAAGUCUGUCCUCAAUAUGAAUUGCAACUAUAGAGAUUUUUUUUUUUUUUUUUUUGCUGCUGCUGCUGCUGCUUUAUAAAGACUGGACACUUUUUUUUUUCAUACCAUAUCACUUCACUUCCUUUAUUGAGAGCUGUGAGAUUUUCCAGAGGGAGCAGCUUCUGUUUCUAUUUUUUUUUUUCUAAUGUCCAGAGGGAAAACAUCAUGGGUUCAUCAUCUGUGAAAUAUACUAGUUAUAAAAAAAAAGAAAAAAAAAAAAAACACAGAGGACAGAGCUGCACAUGUCCUUCUCCGCCGUGUCCCUUCCUGUAGCCUUACUCGGUUUCCGCACAGGGACGGCCGGCUCUUUGAAUGCACACAAAACAAGGGACUCCUCUCUGUGUCGCGCCGUUUGUCUCUCCGGUUCAUUUCCAUGUGAAAGCGGCGCUUGCUGACCUUUUUCUCCAAAACCCUGUGGCAUUAUUACCGAGAAAUCAGCAAGCAUCGCCACCGCAGAAACACACUUCACCCUCAGCAGGAAAGGAACUUUUAGCGCCAGCAGCCAAGCACCUUUUUUUUUUUUAAAAAAAAUGAAUUUAUUUUCUGCACGGCGAGGAGCAAAGCGCUCGUCCACACCCUGUAGGAGGCGUGUCGUUAUGAAUCGUGCAGCUCUGAUGGCCGCCACGCAGAGAAGAACACAGACUGAAGAUUGUAACGUGAAGUCCAGAUGAUGAUUUCAGAUUUCACUGGUGAUUUUUGGGUGCCGUUUAGCCGAGGAGCCCAGCAGCGGCCGCAACACAAACAAAUAUAAAUAUAUUUUCAAGCCGCAGCUUAGUGCACCAAGGGACCCAGAAUGUGACUUUGGUUGGAUUUAUCUGAGUGCACAUCGUACAUAUCAUCAGCUUGUUUGGGCAAAUUCAUACUCUAAUCCAAGAGGAUCAGCAGGGCCUCGACAAGUUGGCAUAACUUAUCUCUUAUUAGCAGUAAGAAUUUGAACGGGUUGCACUGUUUGAACUCCAGUCUCCACCAUUUACAGAUAGUGCAGUUACAGUUAACAAAUGCUUCUAGUGACGAGCACACAUAAGGAUAUCGUUAACAUUUGCAAAAACAUUUUAAACAGUCGAUUCACGUUUCAUUUUUGCAGCUCAAACCAAAAACGUUGUUCUGCAGAAAUUGUUAAUUGUGAAAUUGUGAAGGACAUCGAAGUUAAAUUAAAUGUGUUUAAAGGAAUUCUCCCACGUAAUACUCAGACAAGACGUCAAAUGCCAUUUUCCAUGGGUAGCAUUUUGUGUUAGCUUAGCACAAAGACUUGAAGUCUAUAGGAGUCAUUAGCCUAGCUCCACCAGAGUGAAUACAUAAACCUUCCAGCAGCUCUGAAUCUGACUUAUUUACACAGUGGAUCAUGUGGAUUUGAAAAACAAGUCUUGGAAUGUUUUUUUUUUUUUUUUUUUUUUUAAGUGAGAGUUGUUUUCGUAGAAGUUCAAUGUGGUUGAACUUUCACCGCUGAACUCGUUUAUCCACCCGUCUGAAGAUUAAGGAAGAUCCGGCGCAGAUUCUCCUAAAACAAGUUCCACUUUGUUUCUUCCAAGAUGUGUAUUUAAACUCCACAUGACGCGCUGUGUAAAUAAGACCGCUUCAAACCUGCUGUAAGAUUUAUUAUUCCACUUUGACAGAGCCAGGCUAACGACUCCCAUAGACUUCAAGUCUUUGUGCUAAGCUAACUCAAAAUGCGGAGAAAAUGGCGCCGAACAUCUUGUCUCAGUCUGAGGAAGUCGAUGAAAGAAUAUUUUGCCCAAAAUAUUUUAUGCAGUAAUGUGUUAGAAAGCAUUUAACAGUUAACAGACAUUCAUAAACGACUAAUUACCUGAUUCCGUUAAUGUGUUUAGUUUAAUUAGCCGGAUGUUUUGUUGACUGAAGGUGUUUUUAAUUGGACGAGGCUUUUUGAGUCCGAGUUAGUAAUGCGACUUUUUUACGUUCAUAUUUCAUGACCACAAAAAGCUUUUCCACCGCUGCUGGGCUCCUCGCUCGUUUUCGUUAAGUUACUGUACAACGUCCGGGGUUUUUCGUCGUUAAGAUGCCCCCCCCCACCCCCACCCCCUCGCCCCCCACCCCGUGUACGUUGUGUCUGUGGUGCCGUGGGCAACGAUGCGUUCAAGUGCUGCUCUCUUGACUGGAAAGAUCUUCUGUUUUUCUUUCUUUCUGUCAUUGCCGCUCGUCUCCAUGGAGUCUCGACCGUGUAAAGAAAACACUUGUGAGAGAAACUGUUACACACACACACUGCAGCAGGUUAAUAUUCACCGUCUGAAACACACACACACACACACACACACGUACACACAUACACCGCUGCCCCUCUGCCAUUAUAAUAUGCACUCUUGUUGUCGUCGUUCUUAUAUCAUUCUACAUUUAUGUACUGUAAUCUAACGUGCAAUCAUGCCAUCUAGCUGAGAAGGCCGAGCCGGGCUUCAUAUCAAUCAGAGUUCCUUUGCACCUUCACGUGUAUAAAAAAAAAAAAAAGAAAGGAAAAAAAAAACAUCGAGAGGAAUCACAAGUUUUUAUUGAAUGCAAAUAUUUCAUGUCGGGCGCCGUCAUUUUAACAGAAAAGGUGCAUUUCACAGCAGAAAAAAAAAAUGAACUGUACAAAGUAUUUAUGCAAUUAUAACUGGUUUUAGAUUUUUUUAAUGAUUAUUGCAAUUUCAGCAAGUUUUGUUACUUGUUGCAUGUCUAUUAACACAGCUGACUUUCUGUGUCAGUGCAUUGUACAUGUUUUCUCGGCAUUAUAUUAUCUUUUUUUGUUUUUGGUUCAUUUUAUUCUUUGUUUUUGUUGUUGUUGUUUUUUUUUCUCGAGGCAUUGUCUUAUGAGUUGUUUGGAACCCCGAGCGGCAGGUUUGUGUACAGUGCUGGAGAUUGUGUCCCAACUCUGGGUGUACUUUUGUACUCUUUAUGGAAAAAUUAAGGACUGAUGAGCGAUAAAAAAAGAGAAAAAAAAAAAAGAGAAAAUCCUGGAUUAUUUUGGUGGUCUUGUAUUAGA
Molecule: messenger RNA, 14889 nt
Organism: Myripristis murdjan (pinecone soldierfish)
Lineage: Eukaryota; Metazoa; Chordata; Actinopteri; Holocentriformes; Holocentridae
Gene: wdfy3
Product: WD repeat and FYVE domain containing 3
Exons: 67
Coding region: 182-10852 (3556 amino acids)
Biological process (GO): aggrephagy
Molecular function (GO): protein binding; metal ion binding
Source: RefSeq, a predicted model, not a curated record